AAAAGGAGCAACGCCACUGGUAAGGCACGAGCGUCUCAUUGCGUUCCAAUGCCAUAGUCCACGCUAACCUGAACGUAGUCGUCAGUGCGGGACUUUUAUGUGACCGGUGUGGUAAGAAGAAAACCAUGGAGGUCUACCCCAGGUCCUCAUGGUUUUUGGUGCUUCUUGGAUUCGCUCUAAUUGCUGUCACCUUGCAGGAAACUACUGACUGUCCGACGCCCGACCAAGUCUCAUGUACGAGUGGAACAAAGUGCAGUUCAAAUGAAGACUGCCAAAGUAAAGAAAAAUGCUGUGCGAACCCGUGUUAUACGAAACGAUGCAUACCAGUCACAAAAGACUUGAUAGGUGAUGCUGAGACCGACGGACCGUCCGAAAACGAUUGCCGACCUUACAUCGAGAAAGCUCUCAAGGAGCUCGAGAUUGGUGAGGUCGCAUUAAAGGAACCUUCAGAGAAAGACGAAAGCGCUGAAGAUAUUCCUACUGUAGAAAUAACUGACGACUCCAGCCACCAGGAGGAUGAAGAUGGUGGAGCUAGCGACGAAACCGGCGGGGAAGAAGAGAAAAGCCCGGAGGAAGAUGUUUUGCAAGAGAGUGUUCAUGAUAAGAGUGAAGAAGAAUCCAGAGAAACGCCAGACGAAAAGGACAGAGAAAAAAGCGAUGAAAGAACCGAAUCCGAAGAAGAAACGAGACCCAAAGAAGAAUUAGUUGAAGAAAUCGAAAAGGAAGAUAAGGCAAGUGUAGAAGAUGAUGCUAUUGCAAGAGAGGAGCUUCAACAAGCAUCUCCCGAUGCGGCUAAAGCGGAAAACCAAGAGAAAGUGGAAGAGGCAAAAAUUGUUAGGAGAGAAGCUCCGGAAAUCCCUAUUGAAUCAGUUUUGAUACAAGUUGCAGCUGAUCUCCAUGAAUAUGAAUCAAGUGCCGAAGCAAGUGAAGAAGGUGGCGAUCAAAUUGAAGCUGAAAUUCCAGAAGCAGAGAGUAAAGAGGAAAGUAUAGAAAACAUAGCAAAAUCCAAAGAACUAGCCGAUGAUAUUACAAACGAGGUGGUCAACGAGGAACCAUCUAAAGAAUCAGCAGCAGCAACUGAAAGUGCUGAAGAAGGUGGCUGUCCACCACCAAGUGAGGUGUCUUGUACUGAAGGCGAGCUAUGCACAAAGCACAGAAACUGUGGAGAAAACGAAAUAUGUUGCCCCAACAAAUGUUACAGGCAACGAUGCACUCCAGGAUCGGUACCACAGGAGGAACUGGACGCGGAAUCUGCGUCUGAUGAAUCGGCAGAAGCAAAAAGUGAGGAAAAGUCUGUUCCAAGUACACCAGGAGGUAGCUGUCCCCCACCAAAUGAGGUUUCUUGCAUUGGUGGUGAGCUAUGCACAAAACACAGGAGUUGCGGAGAAAACGAAAUAUGUUGCCCCAACAAAUGUUACAGGCGACGAUGCACUCCAGGAUCGGUACCACAGGAGGAACUGGACGCAGAAUCUGCGUCUGAAGAAUCAGAAGAAGUAAAAAGUGAAGAAAAAGCUGCUCCAAGUACACCAGGAGGUAGCUGUCCCGCACCAAAAGACAUAUCUUGUACUGAAGGUGAGCUAUGCACUAAACACAGGCAUUGCAGAGAAAACGAAAUAUGUUGCCCCAACAAAUGUUACAGGCGACGAUGCAUUCCAGGAACGGCAUUACAAGAGGAACUGGAUGCAGAAUCUGCAUCUGAAGAAUCGGAAGAAGCGAAAAGUGCAGAAAAAACUGAACCAAGUACUCCAGAAAGCGGUUGCCCACCCCCUUCUAAAGUUUCCUGCACAGAUGGGGAUUUAUGUAGUAAACACAGACACUGUGGUGACGAACAAAUAUGUUGUCCAAAUAAAUGUUACCGAAGAAGAUGCACUCCUGGUACCGCCACAUCAGCAGAGCUCGCUGCAGAACUCGAUGAGGAUUCACAAGAAGAAUCUGGUGAGAAAAGUGCAGAAAAACCGGCAGCGAAAAGGCCAGACACUGGAUGUCCCGUCCCUAAUGAAGUUUCAUGCGUCGAAGGUGACCUAUGCAGCAAGCAUAAACAUUGCGGGCCAAAAGAAAUUUGUUGUCCGAACAAAUGUUACAGAAGACGCUGCACUCCAGGAACUCCUACGGACGAAGACCUUGAAGGCGAAUCUGACGAAGAUUCAAAGGAAGAACAACCCAAGGGUGCAGCACCUGUUUCUAGUGUCCCCAACAAAGACACUGGAUGCCCUGAACGUGAUGGAGUACCCUGUGGUGGUGAAAAAUGCAAUAAGAAUAAGGAAUGUGAUACAGGUGAAAUUUGUUGUGCUAAUAAAUGCUACAGAAAAGUAUGCGUGAGUGGUAAACCAGCCUCAGAUGAACAAGAAGAAGAUUCAGAAGAAGACACAAAAGAAGAUACAAUUGUAGAAGCUGAGAGUCAAGGAGGAUGUCCUCCUACCGACAAAGUAUCAUGCGUAGAAGGUGAAAGAUGUGGCAAUGAUGACGACUGCGGCAGUGAGGAGAUAUGUUGCCCAAAUAAAUGCUACAACAAGCGUUGCAUCCUCGGUACAAAAAAAGGUGGAGAGGAAAGUGUUGAAGAAGUAUCUGCUGAGGAGCCACCACCACCCCCUCCCAAGACAAAAGUGAAAAUACCAGAGCCAAAGAAAGUUGUUGAAAUCAAGAAGGAAUACAAAGCUCCUCCGCCACCACCACCACCACCAGCGCCUAAAAAACAAGUGGAGAAGCCCGAAAUUAAAGUACCAGCAAUACCAUCCAAACCUAUUCGAUUUGAAUCUACAACUGAAGAAGAUGAAAGUUACGAAAAAAAUGGAGAAGCAGCUGUUGAAGAACUAUCGCUUGAUACAGAUUUUCCCACUGACCUAAGGCCAAGGGACCAUGUUGAACAGUUAUUGAAGAUAGAUCAAGAUGCUACUAAGUUAGAGAAAGUACAAAAUAAAGUAUACGAGGAGACGCUGAAAGAGCUUAAGAGACUUUACGAAAAUGCUAUUAAACCCUUAGAGGUUUUAUACAAAUAUCGUGAUUUAAGUAACAGGCAUUUUGGAGAUGCCGAAAUAUUCUCCAAGCCUCUAAUAUUAUUUAUGGGACCAUGGAGUGGAGGAAAAUCUUCCAUUAUAAACUACUUGCUUAAUAAUGAAUAUAAUGAAACUUCUUUGAGAACAGGAGCUGAACCAUCCCCGGCAUAUUUCAAUAUACUAAUGCACGGAGACGAACCUGAAAUUAUUGACGGUGCAGAGCUAGCCGCCGACUUUACCUUUUCCGGGCUUCAAAAGUUUGGACAAGGCUUAGAAGAGAGAUUACGUGGAGUGAAACUUCCCGUAAGACUUUUGGAAAAAGUGAAUAUUGUUGAGAUUCCUGGAAUCUUAGAAGUAAGAAAGCAAGUCUCCAGAGUAUUUCCAUUUAAUGAUGCCUGUCAAUGGUUCAUUGAUAGAGCGGAUAUAAUUUUCCUAGUAUAUGAUCCUUCCAAACUUGACGUUGGACCAGAAACUGAAGCUAUAUUGGAUCAACUUAAAGGAAGAGAACAUCAGACAAGAAUAAUUCUAAAUAAAGCUGACCAAGUAAAACCAGAAGAGUUAAUGCGAGUCCAAGGAGCACUUAUUUGGAAUAUUUCACCUUUGAUGUCUUCUCCACAGCCACCUGUGAUGUACACGACUUCUCUAUGGUCAAGAUCAUAUGAGCCGUGGGCACCUAUAAGACUGCUUCAAGCUCAAGAACGAGCAUUUUUGAGAGAUCUUCGGACUGCAGUUGAUAGACGCGUUGAAAAUAAAAUUGCUAGCGCACGUAGAUUUGCUGUACGCGUAAGGAACCACGCAAAAAUGGUCGAUUGUUACCUAACAACAUACUACAAUCAUAAAUCUGUGUUUGGUAAUCGUAAGCAAGUUGCUAACGAGAUUAUUGAGCGUCCUCAAGAUUACCACAUCUACGAAGGCCUAUCAACACUUACCAAUAUUUCACGAUACGAUUUGCCAGAUCCCGAUGUUUAUCGAGAUUUCUUCAAACUCAAUCCAUUGUACGAGUUCCAACAACUUUCAGCGACUUGUACAUAUUUCAGAGGUUGUCCAAUCAAUAGGCUAGAUAUAGCAAUAGCCUACGAUCUUCCAGAAUUGAUAGGUACAUAUAAGAGAAAUCUUGAAGAAGCAAUAACAACAGCAAACAAUCCUCCGAAAGAGUCGCCCCCGAUUAAGAAACCUAAAAAAACGGCGCCUGGAAGUUGAAGCCGAGUUUAGUGAAAUGUAAGUAAACUAUAUACGACGAAAACAGAAUGAUCAGACUACGUUUCGCCCUCACGAGGGAAGAAUCGAAUUCCUAAGAGAAGUAUAAUGACAGUGCUGCCAUUAGAACCUAAUAAUAAAAUAAAUGAAAAAGAACUGAACAGUGUGCACACUAUUUCAAUAAAAGACUUUACAUCAAUCAGUCAUGCUUGCCUUUCCCUGCUGCCGUCAUUUAUUUGUGUUGAUCGCAUUUACAGUUCAUGCAUUCGGAGUGUUGUAAUAAAAAAAAAAGCAUAAAAUAUAAACAUAUUCGAAGAGAGUGGAAUCGUGGAAUAUACCACACUAUGCUAUAUCCUUAAGCGCAAAUUUUAAAACUAGGUGUACAAUUUUUUUUAAAAAUAACAAAACCAUAAAGAUUAAUUUCUAAUGAACAUGUAGUUAAUUUCUUGGUUGUGAAUGCAUCCCAUUGCCAUUAUUAUAAUAAUUAAGUGAUAUAAUCGUAACAGAAGCAGUGGGGUACAUUUGAACCUUAAUUUUUAAAGCGUUUUACUUUCUUUACAUAUAAACUAGUGUACAGAUUAUAAUUUUAUGUUUACCCUAUAGAAUAUUGUGAAGUAGCUAUAAUAUUUAUUUGUCUUUUUUGUUCUCUUUUAGUUGUACGAAACGAAUGGAUACUGUAUGAAGACAAAUUUAGAAUAAGUUAAAUAAAUAUAUUUUCAUUUGUAUAAUUUUCAAAUUUUUUUUUUUAGACCAAUCUAAAAACUUCCCCUUGAAGUCGCUAUUUGGUGCGGUUCUUAGCAAACCUCACACGUCGUCUCUCUAUUAUAGAGGCUAAC
Messenger RNA from Ceutorhynchus assimilis (cabbage seed weevil), 5026 nucleotides. The record is from the annotation of a GenBank genome assembly. Lineage: Eukaryota; Metazoa; Arthropoda; Insecta; Coleoptera; Curculionidae.